Molecule: messenger RNA, 1599 nt
Organism: Telopea speciosissima
Lineage: Eukaryota; Viridiplantae; Streptophyta; Magnoliopsida; Proteales; Proteaceae
Exons: 1
Coding region: 69-1580 (503 amino acids)
Source: RefSeq, a predicted model, not a curated record
CCUCUCUCUCUCUCUCUGUCCUACCUACUUCUUAUUCAUCUCUCUCUCUCUCAAGCUCUUCUUCAAUAAUGGGCUGUGCAAGCUCCAAGCAAUCGAAAUGCCGCCACUGCGGCAAGGACCCAUCUUUAUCUCGGAGCAAUUCAGUGCCUCUUCACCUUCCCGUCCCCGUCCACCACCCAGCCCAGCGUAAUGGCGACAGUUACCACAUAGUCGCCCUCACUUCUUCCACAUUGGGUUCUCUCAAGCUUGAUUCCCCCCUACACAAUCACUACGAUCACCAUGAUCACAUCUCCACCAAUAAUGGUACUACUGCUCUCUACAAACACAACGACGACGACCACGAAGAAGAUUAUGACAACAGUGACGACGAUGUCUCGGAUCAUAAUUGCAGAGAGAAGAAGCAGAGAAAUAAUUCCAUUAAUACACAACACAACAGCGAAAGCAAGGAGGUAUUUUCCAGGGAGAUACGAUUAGCCAAGACGUGGUCCGACAUGAUCGACCAGAAGAUCCCCAAGGUCGUUCCCACGACCCCUAUCAGAACCCCACCGGGCGAACCAGAGAACAUCAACACCUGGGAAUUAAUGGAAGGCUUAGAAGACAGCAGUCAUCUCCGCCUCCCCAGUUUCGCAGACCCAGAACGCUGCUUCUCCUUUCACGCUGUCUGCAAUGCCUCCCCUUUUGAUCUCUCUAGUCCCAAAUUAAAGCAGGGAAACGGCAACGAAACGCACAUACCCCCAUGGCUUCAAAUAUCCAACACCGAUCCUGAUCCUGAUCCUGAUCCCGAUCCCGAUCCCGAUCCCAAUCCCAAGCCCAAGCCCAUCGUCUCGGAUUUUGAUCCGGAGAUUAUCUCGACCUUCAGAAAGGCCCUCGAAGAAAUAUCGCCGACGAACACUUCCCUUCUCCGGUCGCCGGAGGAGGCCGAGAAGAUGGUAUCCCCGAUCAAUAACGGGUGGUGUUUGAUCCUGUCAUCCAAGGAAGAGGAGGUGGACACCCACUACAACGUGUUAAACGGUGGUUUCAUGACGACCACUGGGUGUCAUCAGUGCCCACCAGGUGGGGAGGACAAGGUAGUGAUAUACUUCACGAGCCUGAGAGGGGUUAGGAAGACUUACGAAGAUUGCUGCCAGGUGAGGGUGAUCAUGAAAGGGUUAGGUGUUCGAUUGGACGAGAGGGACGUAUCGAUGCACUUCGGGUUCAAAGAAGAGCUGAAGGAGUUGUUAGGGGAUAGGUACAGAGGUAUUGGGCUGCCCAGGGUGUUCGUGAAGGGGAAUUACAUUGGUGGUGUCGAUGAGAUAAGACAAUUGCACGAGGACGGAGGUCUAGAGAAACUUGUUCAUGGGUGUGAGAAGGUGGACGAUUCCUGUGGUGGUGGUGGGUUGUGCGAGGCCUGUGGGGAUAUUAGGUUUGUGCCCUGUAAGAGGUGUUCGGGGAGUUGUAAGAUCUAUUACGAAAGUGGAGAUCAUGAAGAUGAGGAGGAGGAGGAGGAGGAGGAGGACACUACUCAUGAAUCUGAAUAUGGGUUUGUACGAUGCCCUGAUUGCAAUGAGAAUGGGAUCGUACGGUGCCCUGUUUGUUGUUAGUUCUUUACAAUUACAACUU